This is a messenger RNA of Xiphophorus hellerii (green swordtail), 3868 nucleotides long. It is a transcript of the gene cpne1, whose product is annotated as copine I. Gene Ontology annotation, cellular component: plasma membrane. Gene Ontology annotation, biological process: positive regulation of tumor necrosis factor-mediated signaling pathway; cellular response to calcium ion; regulation of canonical NF-kappaB signal transduction. Gene Ontology annotation, molecular function: calcium-dependent phospholipid binding. The record is from RefSeq and is a predicted model, not a curated record. NCBI's taxonomy places the organism in Eukaryota, Metazoa, Chordata, Actinopteri, Cyprinodontiformes, Poeciliidae.
AUUUACUUCACUUUGUGUUUCUAUUUCUGAAUUGGUGUGUGUGUGUGUAGCUAUAGUUCUUGCUUAUUCAACUGGCGAGAUGGCAGACUGUAUCUCUAAGGUUGAGCUGACGGUUUCCUGCGCGAACCUGCUGGAUAAAGAUGUUGGCUCAAAAUCAGACCCUCUUUGUGUACUGCUGCAGAAAACAGGAGACCAAUGGACAGAGCUGUGUCGCACUGAACGUCUGGACAACACCUCAAGUCCAUCCUUCAGUCAGCGCCUGAGAGUGGAUUAUCACUUCGAGAUGGUUCAGAAUCUGAAGUUUGGGGUCUACGACAUUGAUAACUCCACUUCUAAUCUUGCCGAUGAUGAUUACCUCGGAGGGACAGAGCUGACGCUGGGACAGAUAGUUUCCAGCAAAACUAUAACCAGACCUCUUCAGCUGAAGAAAGACAAGCCAGCUGGGAAAGGAAGCAUCACAAUCACUGCAGAGGAAAUAAAAGACAACAGAGCCAUUGUGUUGGAGUUGGAAGCUAAAAAGCUUGACAAGAAGGAUACAUUUGGGAAGUCUGAUCCAUUCUUGGAGAUUUUUAAACAAGGAGAAGAUGGGAAAUGGCAGCUGGUUCACAGAACAGAGGUGGUGCAGAACAACCUGAACCCCAGCUGGAAGAAGUUCACUGUUCCACUGCAGACCUUCUGCUCCUGCGACAUGGAAAAACCUUUGAAGAUGGAUUGUUCAGACCACGACAAUGACGGGUCUCAUGAUUUGAUUGGUUCUUUCACAACAAAAGCCUCGGAAUUGAUGAAAGCUGAUGGUGGCUCACCAGUAGAAUUUGACUGCAUCCACCCAGAGAAACAGAAGAAGAAGAAAAGCUACAAGAAUUCUGGGGUUGUGUCAGUGAAGAGCUGUAAGCUGAUGACUCAGUACACAUUCCUGGACUUUGUGAUGGGUGGCUGCCAGAUCAACUUCACUGUUGGCAUCGACUUCACCGGCUCAAAUGGUGAUCCUCGCUCGCCCAACUCUCUCCACUACAUGAGUCCGGAUGGGCUGAACCAGUACCUGUCUGCUCUGUGGUCUGUGGGACAGGUCGUCCAGGACUACGACACUGAUAAACUCUUCCCAGCAUUCGGGUUUGGAGCCAAACUGCCUCCAGACUUUCAGGCGGCCCAUCAUGAGUUCGCUCUCAACUUCAACCCCACUAAUCCAUACUGUCAAGGCAUUCAGGGGAUUGUGGAUGCUUACAGAGCGGUUUUGCCUCAAAUUAAACUGUCCGGGCCCACAAACUUCUCUCCCAUCAUCAACCACGUCGCUUCCAUCGCCUCCAGUGGCGCUCAGGCUCCCACCGCCUCUCAAUACUUCGUUCUCCUCAUCCUCACUGAUGGCGAAAUCACCGACUUGGACCAGACCAGGGAUGCUAUAGUUCGGGCAUCCCGGCUGCCCUUGUCGAUUAUUAUUGUGGGGGUGGGGCCGGCUGAUUUUAAGGCCAUGGAGCUUCUGGAUGGAGACAAUGGCGUCCUCAAGUCCACUGUUGGCGAGGCCGUAUCCAGAGACAUCGUCCAGUUUGUCCCAUUCAGAAAUUUCAAAGAUGCUCCCAUAGCGACGCUGGCUCAGGCUGUUCUCGCUGAGGUCCCCAACCAGCUUGUGUCUUACUUCAAAAUGAGAGGCCUCGAACCGCAGAAACAAGCUGCUCCCAAAUCCUAAAUGUCGCCUGCGUUCCCCAAGUCUACACAUCAAACUCCAGUCUAAUCUCAUUCCACAUCACAAUAAUGUAGUUAUAUGCGUCACACAAUCAACCAGUCAUUGAUGAGUAGCAUGAAGUAUCUACCAAUUGCAAAGCAGUACUUAAUCUACAAGCCUUUUCCAAUAAUUCUGGGUAAAUCCCCUUUUAAAAUAGUUUUAUUACUACAUACUUUACAUAUUUAUCUCUCUAGCACCUAAAUGAUAAUAAGAUAGAUUAGGACUUUUGCUUCUUUAUAACUAACUAUGCAUGUUUCGUGUCAAGUGUGAAACACUGAGCCACACACAGGAAAAUUUUAUCACUCUCUCUAGUGGACAUAUGUGGAACUACAGGAGCAGGUAUCUCACCACUCAGUAUUUUCAUUCCCAGUUAUUACCAGAACUUUUGCACUUCAACCAGCUGUGUUUUUGUGGUCUCUGAUGAGCUUUAUUGAUUAGGUGCCAACACUUUGCACUUUGCCUUUGCCUAAAAUGCUGGAAAACUAGAAUAGAAUGAAAGAUGCAAUCAGCUUUGCACCUCAAGCCUUACUCAAAACAUUCUUGUUGCCUUAUUUUUGCAAUGCAGCCGUGCCUGUAGGAUGCUUCUCAGCCAUUAUAGCCUGAGGUUAGCAACAUAGCUAACAUUAGCUUGUUGAUGACGCCAUGAUUAUUCCUAUUGCUGCAUAUUUUACUUUGUUGGUUACCAGAUCAUAAAUUGUUAAAUCUACUAUAUUUGUGCAGUUGUAAACCUUCGUUGUUGCCUCCAUCAUGAUGGUCAUCUCAGUGCAUUUUUUUUUUUACUUUAAAUGAGACCAAAGCAUAUGGUCAGAAUUAUUACAUGCUGAAGAUGCAGUGUAAAAAUCACACUAUCCGUAAUAACACAAUAGAACCAGAACAGAAAAUGUUGUUAAAUUGUCAAAACUCACAUUUAUUGUCAUUAAAUACAUUUAUUAUCUGUAAUGUACACUGCUGCCAACAUUUCCAACAGUAAUCACUUAACUAGUACUUGUGCAUUUAUUUCCAGUGAUGGUCACUUAAAAUCACAUUUAACCACUUUAAAUCACCACUUUAAAAAAACUUUCUUUACAUCUUGGGAUAAAAAUGUAAAAAAAAAAUUAAAAUAAACUUCCUUUACAUUUUGGGAUAAAAAGAGUAAUGUAUUUUUUGUCUUUUGUUUUCUAUAGUUUACUUUUGAACUUGUGCAGAGGAGAGUUGAUCAUGUUUGGGAACAGUUUAAAUAAAUGCCACAUUUGCACAAAAUGUGUUUGCUGAAAGUCUUUGGGAUGGUGCUGAAAGUGCUAAAAAUAGCUUGAAACGCACACCGACAGUUAUUGUCUCCUCUUUGAGCAAAACUGCUACAUCACAUCAUUCUCAGCCAUUAUCUUUGCAUAGUGUGCCUUUUUUAGUUUAUAAAACUGUUUUAGUCAGGAGAAAAGAGGUAGCUGCAUACAAUCCUCUUAAACAAUCUUUAUCUUUGGCAUAUUCUAUAUCAGCAUCAUGAAACAAAUCUUUCGUUUACUUUCAAUGGAAGCUAUUUUUAUGCUUUCAUUUGGUUCUUUCACCUUUUGUCGUGGUUUAGAUAUGCGCUGACGUUCAUCUUUGGGAUUAGUGGUUUAUUUCCUUGUCUAACCUCUUGAAAAAUGCCUGGUGUCUGGUAAAGGGACCUUCAGUAGCUUCUAAAAGUAAACAUUUGCUUUUUAAAAUAAAAUAACAUAUCUGCUAAAGGAAUAAAAGCAAGCAUUUUUGAUAUCUUUUUUUGUUACCUAUUCGACUGCAAAUCCAGAUUUUUUAGUUUUCAUGCCAAAUUGCAGUUUAAAAUUUAGUUAGCUUCUCUCAGGUUUUAAACCCUUUUGGUUUAAUUGAUGAAUUGGUCUUGAAAUAGUUUUCUUUAAAAUACCUUUAAAGUAAACUCUUAACUCUGUUAAAUCAUGCAAGCCAUUUUUCUCUUGUCUUUUCAUUGUAAUCUUGCCAACAUGUCAUGUGAUAUGAUGCUGGAUUCUCAUUAAGUAAAGUCAUUCCUGCUACAUCAUUUAUAGCCUGCAAUUAUUUGUUUUUAACAUCUGAACAAAUGCUCCAGUAUCUAUCAUGGUAAAACCAGUAUAUCAAAUAACAUGUCUCUUCCAAUACUGCAUGUUUGAAUCAAUAAAUAAAAGCAAGUUUGGUAAACAAAGA